Messenger RNA from Acanthochromis polyacanthus (spiny chromis), 6175 nucleotides. RefSeq names its product kinesin family member 16Ba (gene kif16ba). Lineage: Eukaryota; Metazoa; Chordata; Actinopteri; Pomacentridae. The record is from RefSeq and is a predicted model, not a curated record. Gene Ontology annotation, biological process: microtubule-based movement. Gene Ontology annotation, molecular function: ATP binding; microtubule motor activity; microtubule binding.
AAUUACAUUAGUAUAACUGUGUAUAGUAAACAUAUAAAAGUGCUCGUGACUUCCGUACACGUAAUGUUUAUAUCUGCUUCUGUUUGUCACCUGAGAGCUAACAGACUAACAGCUAACAGGCUGCUGACCGGUCACCGGGGAUCUGAGCCGGUUCACACCGGGACAACGACGCGGUGUCAGCGGACCCUGAUACCGCUGGUGGCCCUCCCCUCUCCCCGCUCCGUGUCUGUCUGGUUUAUUCCGUCCGUGAGUUGUGAGACUGCCGCUUAUCUCUGCGACUUUUGCCCCCUUUAUACCGCCGCUCGCCCGUUAGCCCGCCAGCUAACCAGCUGCCAUAAAGACGCUCCGCUCGCUGUGAAGCUAACUGACCGGGACCGUAGGCACCGCAGCGGGAUGUGCCAUGGCAUCGGUCCGGGUGGCUGUGCGGGUCCGGCCCAUGAACAGGCGGGAGAAGGACCUCACUGCAAAAACCAUCAUCAAGAUGGAAGGAACCAAGACCUCCAUCACCAACCUCAAGCUCCCCGACGGCGUCGCAGGAGACGUGAUGAGGGAUCGAACCAAAACCUUCACGUAUGACUUCUCCUACGACUCGACGGACUGUAAGAGCUCUGCCUUCGUCUCUCAGGAGAAGGUUUUCAAAGAUCUGGGCUCUGACGUGCUGAAGGCGGCCUUCGAGGGCUACAACGCCUGCGUGUUUGCCUACGGUCAGACCGGCUCAGGGAAGUCCUACACCAUGAUGGGAACCCCGGUGAGACGCUCUGUGGUGCUGGGCGAUGCCGGUCUAUCCCGAGGAUCUUGUGAAGGUCUGUUCAGUCGGAUCUCUGACGCCACACGAUGGGACGAAGCUUCAUUUCGCACAGAAGUCAGCUACCUGGAGAUCUACAACGAGAGAGUGAGAGACCUUCUGAGGAGGAAGUCCACGCAGACCUACAACCUGAGAGUCCGGGAGCAUCCGAAGGACGGACCCUAUGUAGAAGAUCUGUCCAAACACCUGGUGCAGAACUACAGCGACGUGGAGGAGCUGAUGGAGGCCGGAAACAUCAACCGAACCACCGGCACCGGCAUGAACGACGUCAGCAGCCGCUCCCACGCCAUCUUCACCAUCAACUUCACUCAGGCGAAGUUCGAUGCUGAGAUGCCGAGUGAAACGGUCAGUAAGAUCCACCUGGUGGACCUGGCCGGCAGCGAGCGCGACGCCACCGGAGCCACCGGCGUCCGGCUGAAGGAGGGAGGAAACAUCAACAAGUCUCUGGUCACUCUGGGAAACGACUCUUCCUCUUUCAGCGACAUGACGCAGGACGGCGUGAACACCAACCUGAAGAAGAAGUCGGUGUUCCCCUACAGAGACUCGGUGCUGACGUGGCUGCUGAAGGACAGUCUGGGUGGAAACUCGAGACCAUCAUGAUCGCCACCGUCUCCCGCUGAUGUGAACUACGGCGAGACGCUUAGCACUCUGCGCUACGCCAACCGAGCCAAGAACAUCAUCAACAAGCCCACCAUCAACGAGGACGCCAACGUCAGGCUGAUCAGGGAACUGCGGGCAGAGAUCGCCCGGCUGAAGGCUCUGCUGGUUCAGGGCAACCAGAUCGCUCUGCUGGAUUCGCCCACAGCUCUGAGUAUGGAGGAGAAGCUGCACCAGAAUGAAGCCAGAGUCCGGAGCUGGACUAAAGAGUGGACCAACAAAUGGAACGAGACUCAGAACGUUUUGCAGGAGGAGACUUUGGCUCUGAGGAAGGAGGGGAUCGGCGUGGUGUUGGACUCUGAGCUGCCUCACCUCAUCGGCAUCGACGAUGCGCUCAGCACCGGCAUCAUCCUGUACCACCUAAAGGAGGGUCGGACCUACGUGGGCCGAGGAGACGCCUCCACAGAGCAGGACAUCAUUCUUCACGGUUUGGACCUGGAGAGUGAACACUGCAUUGAGAACCAGAAUGGGAAGGUGACUCUGGUACCGCUGGGUGGAGCUCAGUGUUCGGUGAACGGAGUCCAGGUGACGGAGCCGUCGCAGCUCAACCAAGGUGCCGUUAUUCUGCUCGGUAGGACCAACAUGUUUCGCUUCAACCACCCGAAGGAGGCGGCCAAGCUGAGGGAGAAACGGAAAAGCGGCCUACUCUCCACCUUCAGCCUGUCCAUGACCGAUCUCUCCAAGUCCUGUGAGAACCUGUCCACCGUGAUGCUCUACAACCCAGGGUUGGAGUUUGAGAGGCAGCAGAGGGAGGAGUUGGAGAAACUGGAGCUGAAAAGGAGGCUGAUUACGGAGAUGGAGGCGAAGCAGCAGAGUGAGAAGGCUGAGCUGGAGCGCCUCCAGCAGGAGGUAGAGAGUCAACGCAAGGAGUCUGAGGAGGUGCAGCAGCGCAUCCUCCAUCAGGAGGAGAGCCUCCGCCGCCGCAGCCAGGACAUCGAGAGCCGCCUGCGGGACUUCCUGGCCGAGAAGGAGCGCUUCGAGGAGGAGAGGCGCUCUGAGAUCCAGGGCGUGGACCUCCAGCUCAGAGGGCGACGGAAACGGCAGCAGGAGGGCGAAGCAAAGGAGGAUGAGGAGCAGCGGCGGCAGCAGGAGGCCGCGGAGCAGACGGAGAUCUACCGCGAGCUGGAGAGACUGAAGAAGGAGCGUGAGGAGCAGAAGAUUCGUCUGGAGGCCGAACGGCGGCGACUGGAGGAGCAGGAACGGGAGCAGCUCAGCCUGGUGGGGAGGCUGGAGGAGCAGCUGAGGGACAAGCACGAGGCAGCCGCCGUCCUGCUGACCCGGGAGGAUGCCCGCCGUCUGGAGGAGGAGCGGCGAGCGCUGGCCGAGAUCAGAGAGGCGCUCCUCCGGGCCAAAGAGACUGCAGAGCGGCCAGACGUGGAAGACGCCGGCGAGGAGGCGAGAUCCGCCCAGACUCGAUACACGGACUUUAAGGCGGCUCAGGUGAAGGAGCUGGGCCAGCGAGAGGAGGAGCUCCGGCAGCAGAGGGAGCGUCUGGAGAAGGAGGUGGCUGCUGAGCGUAACGAGCUGCUGCUUCUCACCCACGGCCUCAAAGAACGGCAGCAGCAGCUGAAAGACGUGCAGGAGAAAGGGGUGCAGGACGCCUCCGCCGUCUGCCAGGAGGAGCAGCUGGUCAAACAGGCCGAACACCGGCUGCAGUUCAAGGAGCGACAGCUGGCCGACCUGGCCGAAGACCUCCUUCCAGCGCUGGCCGAGGAGAAGCAGCGGGCCGUGGAGAUGCUGGAGCGCAGCAGCGGAGGCAGCAACGGGAACUGCGACGGCCCACCAGGGCUGGACAACACUCUGUACCAGGUGGAGAAGGAGCUGGAGGACAAGGAGGAGAAGCUGAGCCUCCACUGGCACAGCGCCCAGCAGCUCCAGCAGCUCCAGGAGACCUACGAGUUCACAGCCAACGUGGCGCGACAGGAGGAGAAGGUCCGCCGGAAGGAGAAGGAGAUCCUGGAGUCCAAGGAUAAGCAGCAGAGGGAGGCGAUGGAGCAGGCGGUGGCCCGGCUGGAGAGGAGGCACUCAGCUCUGAGGCGCAGCGUCUCCCUGGAGCCCGACUCCGAGGAGCCGAGACCGAAGAGCUCAGUGUGCAGGAACCAGAGGACUGGGACCGAGCUGGACCAGCAGAGGGUGGAGCGGGAGAUCCAGAAACUGCGACAGAGGAUCAGCGAAGGAGAAGAAAACAACCGAACUCACUCCAUCAGCAACGACGACAAGUCUGGUCACAACAGCUCUCCGGUCAGCCACAUCCAGAGCCUCAACACGCUGCUGCCGCUGUCCGACGACAGGAUAAAUGCGUACAUCGAAGAGGAAGUCCAGAGACGCUUACGGAAGCUGAAUCUUCUGAAUGGCAGCAGCAACAUGGAUCUGUCUCUGUCCUGUGAAUCGCUCAGAGAUGAUGAAAAGCAGCAAAACAUGAAUCCAAGGAGGCUGAAAUAUGAGCACUUGGUGUCUCGUAAUCCUGCGACGAGCUGCGACGGCGUCCAGGAGCCCGUUAAAGUUAGCAUCCCUCGCUACGUUCUCCGCGGGCAGGGCAAGGACGAGCACUUUGAGUUCGAGGUGAAGAUCACUGUGAUGGAGGACUCGUGGACGGUGUUCAGACGCUACAGUCGCUUCCGGGAGAUGCACCGGAGCCUCAAGCUGAAGUAUCCGGAGCUGGCAGCUCUCGAGUUCCCGCCCAAGAAGCUGUUUGGAAACCGGGACGAGCGGAUGGUGGCCGAACGCCGCAGUCACCUGGAGCGGUACCUGAGGAACCUGUUCCGGGUGAUGCUGUCGUCCUCCAGCUCUCCUCUCAGAACCGACCGAGACGUUCGUCUGUCCAAACGGGACGUCUGUGAGUUCUCCCCGUUCUUCAAGAAAGGCGUCUUCGAGCACGGCAGCCAUGGAACCGGCUGACCGGAACCUUUUCCUUCAGGACAGUCUCCUCAGGUCAGUGUGAACUCACCAACGUCCCACCUGGACCAGAACCAGAGUCCAGAGGAAACCGAAUGGAUGCUGUGGUGUCCAACUGAACGCUGCUGCAGAACCCGCCAAACGUUAAAUAAAGGAAAAGGAACUCUUUAAAUCAUCUGCUGGAGUCCUUUCUCCUCCUCAUGUGUCGAGAUCUUCAGUUUUUCUUUAUUUAUUCUCGGUUAUCUGGACAUUUACGUUCACCAACGCCGAAUCAAAAAAGUUUUAAAUAAACCUCUGAACCUUAAACUGAUAAUGUGAGUCAAUGUGUAAAAAAAUCAUCCAGCGUUUUCUCAGUUCUUCUGACCCAGAGAGAAGCGUGUCUCCAGAUGGUCCUCGUUCCUUCUUCCAUCAUCUCUAAUAGUUCUGACCAACCACCUACAAACAUUGAAGUUCACCCAGAAUCACCUUUUUAAAAGUUCCUCUGGUGAAUGAUUAGAAACCAGAAACGCAUCCAGAGAACCAAUGAUUGUUUCUAGGAUGCUACACUACGAUACAUCCCAUAAUAAUGAUGAUCACAGCUGGUUAGAGAGAAAAUGAACAUAAAACAGAUCCAGUGUUCAGACUGAGACUAAUGGAUGGAUUUCAACUGAUCUGGUGUCAGUUUCUACCAGAACUCAGAUGUGUUUCUCCUCCUAAAUGUCAUGGUUCUAUCUGCUGGACUGAUGAAGUUCUGAGGCUCAGAAAUGAUGGAAAAGGUCCAUUAAGAAGUGAUAAAUCUGGACCACCUCUAUGGACUUCAAGGACCUGGAAUGUUCUAAGUGAGACUAAACUUAAAGACUGGAAGCAGGAAAGGAGAACGUCCCCUGGAGAGAGUUCUAGAGUAGACCUACCGACAACUGGAGAAAGUUCUAGAGUAGACCUACCGACAACUGGAGAAAGUUCUAGAGGAGACCUACUCUAGAACUUUUUCCAGGGGACGUUCUCCUCCAUGGACUUCAAGGACCUGGAACUCUGGAAAUAUUCCCAGUCUGAAGGUAGAAUUCUGAUCAUUGAUAAAGUUACUGGAGAUGAAGAACCAGAUGUUCUGAGGAGGUUUCAUAUUUGGUUGAUUUUAUAUAAAAUGACUCCCUGUGAAGAUGUGAUGUUUUCAGAAGCUCAAAAAGAUUCAUAAAAGCAAAAUCAGCCUCACAUGUUUUGUGUCUCUUUGUGCUUCAUGUAGAGUUCAACAUGAAGCAGCUCUGAACAUAGAACAUCAACAUCUAGACCUCUAUGAACUCCAGGUUCUGUUCCCACCAAUGAGUCCACAUCAACAUUUAGUCUAAACAUCUAAAAACCGGAUCCUUGUCUGGCAUCAGGUUCUACUGAUGUUAGAACCUCAGACGUUGGUGAAACGUCGACCAAAGACUGCGGUUGUCAUGACUGUAGGAGUUUCACUUGUGGACAAACUGAACCUCUUAAACAGCUUCUUGUGGUUCUUUGAGGACACGACGCAUGAAACUCUGAAUUCAGCCAAAGUGUUUGACAGAACGCCCAGACUGGAGGAUCUCUGUUGUCUCAUCUGAAGCCGAAGGUUCUUUGGUGACUUAUCUGGACUGUAAAUAUUUUUCUGUCUGUAAAGUUUGGACUCUGAGCAAAGACAAGAAGCAGAACCUUCAGAUGGUGUGGUCUGUUUUCUCUGUCUGCUGCUGAAGGAACAGCUGGACAUUUUGAAGAAUCUUCUGUUUCCAUGAGAUGACUCAGCUACAGGUUAGCUUAGCAUAAAGACUGGACACUGUUAGCAUGGUUCUGUGUUAAAAGAAUAAAUGCUUUUUACAAGAA